AAAAAAAAGGCUCAUUCUUUUUACAGUUCUUGUCGUCUCAACGAAUACGUACACUUGAACAGCGCUGUUCCUAGCCUUCAUUACUUGCUUACGUUCCCUGAUUGAACGGUCAAGGGAGGAAGAAAAAGAAAAGCGAAAACAAAAAUGUUGCAAGCUACGUUUGAUUUAUCCAAUCAUCCCACAAUGGAGACGAUUCAACUUUUGUCUUCGCUUUUGGACCGGAUGACGACGGCAAAUGACCAAUUGGCUAAAGCCGCUAGGUCCACUCGCUGCAUGUCGCUGCCGGCUUCCAGUGGUGGCAGCGGCGGCGUAUCGGCUUCGUCCUGUUCACCUGGUGUGGGCUCGUAUACCCGUUUUCACGCCCGUUCUAUUCCAUCCAUCGAUAUCCUUUCGUAUCUGUCCCGUAUUCUGAAAUAUUGUCCUUGCUCCAACGAAUGUUUUUUGAGUCUCCUGAUCUAUUUUGAUCGGAUGGCCAAAAAUGCACUGGCGCUCACCGGCCAACCAUUUACCAUCGAUUCGUACAAUAUUCAUCGCCUGAUUAUUACGGGGGUCAUGGUCGCCAGUAAAUUCUUUAGCGAUGUUUUCUACACCAACACACGUUAUGCCAAGGUGGGCGGUUUGUUGGUGACAGAAUUGAAUGCUUUGGAACUGGAAUUCCUCAAGCUCAACCGGUUCAAUCUAUGGAUUUCGGUGGCCGAGUUGCAGAGAUACGGCGAUCAGUUGCUCAAGAUCGGACUCAUGGAACAAGAAAUGCGAAAAAAUAUAUUAUGCGAUGCCACCUCGUUGCGACAUGCUCGAUCGACGUCGUUGGGAUCCAACGUGGUGCUACGUAGUGGUUCCGACGCAUUGACGGGUCAGCAUCAUCGACGAAGUUCAGAUCAGUCGGCGGAUCGAUUAAGUGAUAUGAUGGGUCGAGUUUCUCUGGACGAGAACGACGCUUCUAUGGGAGGAGGAGCCAUGGGUCGUACUAUGCCAUUUUAUUCGCAUGGAGCGUAUGGUCAGCAAGCCUCGACUUAUCACCCAUUGUCACAACAUGGUUCGGAUAAAAAGACGAGAAGGAUGUCCAGUAUCAGUAACCUUAACCAGUUAUAUUCGCCUCAUCGGUUCCCAUCGCCUAAAGAAAUGCGGCACAGUCCGGUUGCGCUGGUAGCAGAGGAUGGCUGUAACAAAAGGGCCCCUUCCAAUGGACAAGACGAUGGGCCACCUCGACCUCAAGAUUCGAAACAAACAUCGCGGCCUCGCCACGGCAGUGUGGGCGGCAUGACGCCCGGACACGCCAACGUCUCGUAUGCGUGUCCGCCUCGACAAUCACGUUCGAGUGCCAAUCUUCACCAACAAUUUACCAUGUGGAAACCGAUUCAUCCAAGCCAGAAUAUGAUGAUGAGUGACAAGGCCAAACCAACGAGCCACCCGCCAUCUUUGUCCCACGCUUCCAUGCGGUGUGCACCCCCUGAAAGACGAUUAUCGGUUUCAUCCAUUCAGGCACCGCCCUUUAUACCCCAUCACGCUGGUGGCGUCGGUGCAACAGCCACAGCAGCAGCAGCAACAGCCGCUAUUGAUGACCCACUCAAUUUCCAUGGUCCUUUUGUCUAUAAUCAUUUUACUUUAGCACCUCCGCCCCAUCCACCUUUGGGCAUCCCUACUCCGCCAUCAUCUUCUUCUCCUGUGGAUCAGAAAUCAUCGAUGCCUUCGUCCCAUUACACUCCCAAUCAACUGUAUCCGGUCAUGUAUCUAUAGCCGUCUCUUAUUAUUAUUAUUAUUUUUCUUCCCCUCUUAUUCUUUUUCCCUACUUAUCAUUUAUAUAUCGCGUAUGGAGUAUUUUAUUUUCACCGUUGUAUACAUUUUAUAUCCCGCAUCCAACUUAUCCACCGAAGCAUCCCUUUUAUAUAUACGCACAAAGUUUACACAGAAAUACACCUCAUCAUUUUGUCCGUUUUUGGCAUAUUGGUGUCACCGAACCAAGUGUGGCACAGACAGCGUACCCCGACCGGGAGCC
Messenger RNA from Radiomyces spectabilis, 1996 nucleotides. Its product is annotated as cyclin-domain-containing protein. Gene Ontology annotation, biological process: regulation of cyclin-dependent protein serine/threonine kinase activity. NCBI's taxonomy places the organism in Eukaryota, Fungi, Mucoromycota, Mucoromycetes, Mucorales, Radiomycetaceae. Gene Ontology annotation, cellular component: nucleus; cyclin-dependent protein kinase holoenzyme complex. The record is from RefSeq and is a predicted model, not a curated record. Gene Ontology annotation, molecular function: cyclin-dependent protein serine/threonine kinase regulator activity; protein kinase binding. Bases 145 to 1737 code for a protein of 530 amino acids. The transcript has 2 exons.